UGUGUGUGUUUGUGUCGCGGUGAAGGGACGCGGGCCGAGUCCAGGAUGUUGCACCCGGAGGACGGUGUGAGACUGGAGUGCAGUGUGGCGGUGGAGCGGGUGAGCGGCGCAGCAGCAGGUCCCGCGGUACAGCGCCGGGUUCUCCGCCGUGCUGCGGUCGCUCUGGGCCGGGACGAGUUCCGAGAGCUUGUGCUUCGCGUCCAGGACCUCCGUGGUGGACCCCAUGAGAGCUUUGCGUUGCGUAGGGACUUUCGUCUCUUCACGCGGUUCGUCAAGGACGGCAAGUGCACGGUGAACUUCCCGCAGAACAACACGCAGCUCCUGAUCUCCGACUGUCCACCUGACCGACUGAAAACCUUCCUGAAGACCCUGAGUAUAAAGCAUGAGGCCUUAAAGGGCAACAACCCGGUCAGCGAAAGGGCCCGGAUGCGGGCGGGCGUCCCCAGAAGCUUUGAAAUCAUCAGCCCUGUACAGCAGAAAGACAUCCAGAAAGCGAACGAGUUGAGGAGCAAAGUGAACGCUCCGCUGCAGGGGAGGGCGCUGACGGAGAGAGUCGUGAACAGGACAGACGGCCGACAGCAGGCCAAACGACCCCGAACAGACGGAGACUCCAGUCCGGUUAAAGCUCUGCACCCUCACAAGAAGCCCAUCCUCACGUUGCCAGUUGCACAAAAACUCAGCAAGGAACAGAUGGCAGUUCUGAAUGCAGUACUGAGUGGGAAGAAUGUGUUUUUCACUGGAAGUGCUGGUACGGGGAAGUCCUUCCUGUUGAAAAGGAUUGUGGGAUCGCUGCCCCCGAAAAGCACGUACGCCACGGCCAGCACCGGUGUCGCUGCAUGUCAUAUAGGAGGGACGACCUUACACAGUUUCGCAGGUAUCGGCUCGGGUUCGGCUCCUCUAGAGCAGUGUUUGGAGCUCGCGCAGCGGCCCGGAGUCCUGCAGCACUGGACCAGCUGCAAACACCUGAUCAUCGACGAGAUCUCGAUGGUGGAGGCCGAGUUCUUUGACAAGCUCGAGUCUAUCGCCAGGUCAAUUAGAAGAUCCACCGAGCCUUUCGGAGGGAUUCAGCUGAUCGUGUGCGGAGAUUUUCUCCAGCUUCCUCCCGUCACUAAAGGAAAGGAGAAACCCAGCUUCUGCUUCCAGUCGAGGAGCUGGAGGAAGUGCAUCCACGUGAACAUGGAGCUGACGGAGGUGCGCCGGCAGACGGACCGCACUUUCAUCUCGCUCCUGCAGGCCGUUCGACUUGGCAGAGUCACUGAGGAAGUCACUGCCCGGCUCCUGCAGAGCGCCAGUAACCCCAUCGAGCGGGACGGUAUCCUAGCUACCAGGCUGUGCACACACAAGGACGAUGUGGAGCUCACUAACGAGAACAAACUCAAGCAGUUGCCAGGACCUCUGCGUGUGUUCGAGGCGCUGGACAGUGACCCGAUGUUGGUUAAAACCAUCGACGCACAGAGUCCAGUGGGUCAGACGUUACAGCUGAAAGUGGGAGCUCAGGUUAUGCUGACCAAAAACCUGGAUGUCCAGCGAGGGCUGGUGAACGGUGCGAGAGGCGUCGUGGUGGACUUCCUGCCGGGAAAUCAGGGCCUCCCGAGAGUGCGCUUCCUCUGCGGCGCUGUAGAAGUGAUGAAGCGCGAGCGCUGGACGUUUAAGGCGGCGGGAGGAGUGUACCUGAGCCGACAGCAGCUCCCGUUGAAGCUAGCCUGGGCCAUCUCCAUCCACAAGAGUCAAGGCAUGACGCUGGACUGCGUGGAGAUCUCUCUGGCCCGGGUGUUCGAGAGCGGCCAGGCGUACGUAGCGCUAUCCCGAGCCCGCAGCCUGGAGGGGCUCCGUGUCAUGGACUUUGACCCGCGAGUGGUCCAGGCCAACUCUGACGUUCUGAUCUUCUACAAGAGGCUGAAGAGGGAGCGACUCCUCCUGCAGUCCUCCAUGAAUGACUUUGUUGGGAAAAGCAACAAGGAGAAUGAAGCGUGGUGAGAUCUCUACAUCACGCCCCUGUGCACUGUGUGUACGCCCCGGACUCGCCCGAUCUGUCUCUCUCUCUCUUUAUUUAUUUAUUCAUCAUGAUUUACAUUUCUGACGUUCUCAUGGUGCUGCUGUAAAAUGUUAAACUCCUGGGAUAAGUGUGUGCAUUUUGGUUUUUACCCCAUAUUUUGUUUUAAUAAAUUUGCUUAAAAAAAAAAAAAAAU
This is a messenger RNA of Clarias gariepinus (North African catfish), 2189 nucleotides long. RefSeq names its product PIF1 5'-to-3' DNA helicase homolog (S. cerevisiae) (gene pif1). Gene Ontology annotation, biological process: telomere maintenance; DNA repair. The coding region runs from base 46 to 1977 and encodes 643 amino acids. Lineage: Eukaryota; Metazoa; Chordata; Actinopteri; Siluriformes; Clariidae. The record is from RefSeq and is a predicted model, not a curated record. Gene Ontology annotation, molecular function: ATP hydrolysis activity; DNA helicase activity. The transcript has 13 exons.